This is a messenger RNA of Pogoniulus pusillus (Red-fronted tinkerbird), 3112 nucleotides long. It is a transcript of the gene RAB23, whose product is annotated as RAB23, member RAS oncogene family. The transcript has 8 exons. Gene Ontology annotation, biological process: vesicle-mediated transport. The record is from RefSeq and is a predicted model, not a curated record. The coding region runs from base 286 to 996 and encodes 236 amino acids. NCBI's taxonomy places the organism in Eukaryota, Metazoa, Chordata, Aves, Piciformes, Lybiidae. Gene Ontology annotation, molecular function: GTP binding; GTPase activity.
GCGUUUCCGGGCGGGGGAGCCGGGAUGUGCGUCCGGGUUGGGUCGGCCCCAGCGAGCCGUUUCCUCUCGCUCGCCUGCUUCUCCUCAUCCCUGCCUUCCUCCCUCGCCCUCACUGCGGUGAGCGAGCGCCGCCCGCCUGCUCCUCAAAGGCUUGUAAGAAGUAGUGCACAAAUUUCUCUGAUGAUCUUUACUGAAAUACAAAUUUGGACAAGAUCCUAAGAACUGGAGUAGGAGUAUAGAAUCCAUAGUCUCCUGAACAAGCUGCAGAGUCUAUUUGCCAUAAAGAUGUUGGAAGAAGAUAUGGAGGUGGCCAUCAAGGUGGUGGUGGUGGGAAAUGGAGCUGUUGGAAAGUCCAGCAUGAUUCAGCGGUACUGCAAGGGGAUCUUUACAAAAGACUACAAGAAAACCAUUGGUGUGGAUUUCCUUGAAAGACAAAUCCAAGUUAAUGAUGAAGAUGUCAGGCUGAUGCUGUGGGACACAGCAGGUCAGGAAGAAUUUGACGCAAUAACUAAGGCCUACUACAGAGGAGCCCAGGCUUGUGUUCUUGUGUUUUCUACAACUGACAGAGAGUCCUUCAAAGCAAUUCCUACCUGGAAGGAAAAAGUUGUGGCUGAAGUUGGAGAUGUUCCCACGGUUCUUGUGCAGAAUAAGAUUGAUCUUCUUGAUGACUCUUGCAUAAAGAAUGAAGAGGCAGAAGCCUUGGCAAAGAAGCUGAAGCUGAGGUUCUACCGGGCAUCGGUGAAGGAAGACCUCAAUGUCACUGAAGUUUUUAAGUAUUUGGCUGAUAAAUACCUUCAAAAGCUGAAGCAACAAACAGCUGAGGAUCCAGAAGUAGUACGUGCAAGCAGUAACAAAAUAGGUGUUUUUAAUACCACUGGUGGAAGUUACUCCAGCCAGAAUUCCAGCGCUCUUAAUGGCGAUGUCGUCAACCUUAGACCAAACAAACAGAGGACCAAGAAGACCAGAAGUCCUUUUAGCAACUGCAGUGUACCUUAGACCCAUUCUGGAGGACAUAAAAGGAAGCCAAGUGAAAUGGAUGAAGUUGUGCAAUUGAGUACUGAACCAAGCCAGCUGUAGAGGUGUUUUCACCAGUGCUUUAGCAAACCUUGUGCCUACGGGAUCCUCUAUAGAGGGUGGAUUCAUAUAACCCUGUGAUGCAGCAUGUGUUGGUGUGUGGAGUGAGGCACUGGGUGGCCAGGCACAGAGCCAUGGCUGCCCCAUGCACUUUGUCAAAACAAAGCAAGCUUCCCCUUUCCCAAGGAAUUGCUAUGAACUGGGUACUGCUGAACUGCAAAGCACAUUUAACCGAAGGCUCACACUGCCUGCUGUAGGUGCUGACCAGAACAGUACAGCCCAAAGUACAGCAGCAGCCUCACAGCCACGCUCCAAAGGAAACAUUAGAGUGGGUUAGUCAGGACACCAGAAGGUCAAGAAGAGCAGAAAGAAGACACUGCAUUUUACGCCUGGCUACUGGUAGGGAUCCUGGCAGUUUUGUCAGUGCAGUCGACUUGCAUUACAUUGUCAGGGGUUGAGUUGCAUCUGCUGAUGUGUGCUCGAUCCCACGCUGACCACACCAACUGCAAAACAGGAGUGCCAAGGUGCACCUGUGAGCAUCCGGUAUGGCCAUGCAGGCUAAAUCCCAGUGCAGGUGUUGGAGAUCAGCUGAUGACUGAUAGAAGAGGACCUUCCAAAAAGACCUUUCCUUUACAAAUGUGGUGUUUCAGAUGAGGCUUUCUCAGCUGCCACUGUGUACGUUUAACUUGCUCUACUUUGGGCCUAAAAGCUUAGAUUUAAAAAUGCAUGGUGCCAAAAAUGCUCCUUUUUACCUAAUGCAGUGCUUACAGAUAGUUUCCUAAUUUGUUUUCUCUCAGUCAUAACAGGUUGAACAAAUGGUGCAGACUUUUGACACUAGUAGCUGUUCAGAAGGAACGUCAUGCGACCACAUUGCUGCAUCCUGCGUUGUUUGCAAAAGGGGAUCUCGCAGAGGGGGUUCACAAAACACUUCUUUGGACAAACAAAAUUCAGAGAUAGCAUAGAUUGAGUUAUGGAGCAUCCAAAAAAUGCAGCUGAUCUCUGAGCUACAUAAACACAACAUUUCUUGAAUGUCAUCUCAGAGUCCAAGUUAGCUGCUGGGUGCAGAAAAUCUAAUUCUACAAGAUCAGAGAUGUGGCGAAACAUUUUCAAAGUGCUUAAGUAGUUUUACAGAAUUGUUUUAGAUAUUUAGGAGCGAAUUUCAAGUUAUUUGGACUUAGGCUCCUAAAUCACUAAGGUGCUUUUAAAUUGCUAAGCAAGUAUCUUUUCCUUACCAAAAAUAAAGAGUUUGUAAUCCUCAAGAGCAUGCAUGCCUUUAAAAACUAUCCGUUUGUUUACAUCUUUUCGUAUGCUGUAAUUUUAACUUUCUAGGACAGCAAACCUGCCAGUGGCAAACCUGAAAUCUGCUGCUUGAAGAAAAUCAGACUUCUAACAGGUUGAGGUGACCAAGAAUGCAAACCAGUUGAGUGAUCCUGCCUAUUUUUGGAGGAAGGACUUUUUUCGCUGUGUGAAUUCCUGUAGGAAUCAUGACUGACUUUGUUUCUAAGUCAACGAAUAUGAAAACCGAAAUGUACUCUGUGUCACUGUUUGCAGAGAGUAGUGGGUGGUGAGUUAUGCACAAAUACUGAAGAUCUCUGAGCUCUGUAUUUUGUACUUGCUAUGUGAGACUUUGUUUCUUUGACAAGCUGCUAGAGCAUUUCCUGUUGCUGGCAAGAAGGCAGCCUUCAAGGCACUGGAUCCCCUUUGCUAUUGCAGCAGCACUGUGUGUUCCUCACCAGAGUGUUCCCUGCUUUCUUUUGGAUGAAGGCCUUCAUGUUCUAGCAGGUAUAUUAAGUCACUGUGUGCAGAAAUGGAGUCAAGUCCUACCUGUCUUAGCAAUGCAAGAAGUAAAGGCACUGGGGUUAAGACUUGCAUUUGUACAUCACAGGGCUGCCUUGUAACUUCAAGAUGUAGGACAGAGCAUACAUGAAGAAUUUUGACCACUUUCUAACAUGGAAACUUGUACAUUUCAUUGUCUCUGCCAGUUUCAUAUUUUUAUUCAUUUUCCUUGAAAAAUAAACAAAACCAUGAAGUGUCUGAA